CUGCUGCUACUGCCACUGCCACUGCCACUGCCACUGCCACUGCUACUGCUACUGCCACUGCUACUGUACUGCUGCUACUGCUACUACUACUUCUAUUAACUGCAACAUAACGUAUAGCUACAAAGUCAUAUACAUGUAUGCUACUGUAUUCAAUUUCUUUGUUUAAGUAAACUUUAAAGUUACAUUUCACUAACUAAGCUGUUAGUUGAGAAACACAAAUUUCCAUAAAUCUCACAUUAGUACUGGUGUCAUUAUGUAUGUAUGCAUGAACACCAUAACACAAGAAAUAUCUUAGUUGCAUAAAAAUCGGACGAAAAACAUAUGAAUAGUGGUACCUUAUUUAAGUAAUUUUCAUGUGAAUGAGAUGACCACCUGUUUAUAUUAUUGGUAUGGCGGUAGAAAUUCGUUUGAUAAAUCUUUCAUUUUUUCAAUAUAAAUUUAGCAAAUUUUGUCAAAAUGGAUAAUAGAGUACUGUAAAUGCAGUAAAAAUUUCAAUUUUGAAAAAAAAACAAAGUGACUUCUUUUGUUUGUUUACAUGACUUGCCAACUACAACAUUACUUAAUUCCCAGGUAUACACUUACCUCAUUCCCAGUAAGUUCCCGUACUUUUUCAAAUUGGUGGUUUCUGACAUUUGAGUUGCUGGCUUUUCAUUUUGUAUUUUUCAGGCAUUGGAUAUUUUCUCUCCUGUGUAUUCUAUUUCUUUAUUCCAUAAUGCGGUCAAAAUUGAUAAUUAAGGACCUUCAGACUAGGAUCAAGUAUACAGUCUAUCCAAAAAUCCUGGAAAGAGAACACCGAAGUAAAUUGACUUUUAACUCAACUAUGGUAAACAACAGUACGAUGAUUAAGCAAUAUCCUGAAGACACUCUGUCAAGUUCAAUUGAAUGUAGACGUCGUAAAUCUAAACAAUUUCGCUUGUCAGCCGGUGAGCUUCCGUUGACGGCACUUGCUUCUCCUUUUAGAUCAGGAAAUACCUGGGUACGACAUUUACUACAGAUGGCCACAGGUAUUGGAACGUCGGCUUUAUAUUGUGAUUCUGAACUGCGCUUUAUGGGGUUUCCAUUUGAAUGCAAUGAUGCUAAUUAUAGAAAAGUGCUUGUUGUAAAAACACACGAACCACGUCCACCCGGACCUCCAAAACUUUUAACUGUGAGAAGUAGGAAAAGGGUUCGAGAGAGAUUAGUUCCACAGCCUGCGAGAAAGAAUCCUCCAAUUGAUAGGGCUGUUGUACUUAUUCGUGAUCCAUACAAUUACCUUGUCGCAAAUAUGUACUCCAGUCAUUUAGACGUUGUAAAAGAAGAGGAAUAUUUCGGAGAUAGCAAAUGGCGAACUGCACUACCUGGUUUAUUGGAAUGGUGGAUAGACUUUAAUGAUUACUGGUUAAGAAAAUUCCAAGGACUAGUAUAUCCAUUGCUUUACUCAAAGCUGCUGACACAUACUGAAACCGAACUCUGGAAACUUAUGAAUUUUUUAAAUAUCACAUACGCAGAUUCUGAUAUAAAGUGUGCAAUCGAUAAUAAAGAGGGAAAUUUCCACAGGAAACAUUUUGUUUGGACCCGUAUAAAUGACAUUACUGAAUUAUUCAAUCAUACAAUGAAGACGAAAAUAGACGACAGUGUAAAAGCGUUAUCUGAGACUUUGAGAACUAAAUAUAGUAUUGAAUGGGUAAACGAAACACAUAUUGUCAGGGUUUCAUAAAUGCCUAUGCGAUAUAAGAUCGGGCAAGUCUUUCCCAGUCCUCUGGUAGGCAAGCAUCGCGAUACAGCAUAGGAAACUGAUGAAAAUAGGUCACUAGUAGACACAUAUCGCGAUAAAGCUGUCAUAUUCUAUCAGUGCUUUUCAUAAUGAGCAUAUAGUGUGAAAUAUAGGCUUAAAAUAUUAAUUGUUCUAUUUUUGUCAAAUGGGUUAAGGAAAGUACAAACAAUAUAACUACAACACUAAUCAGUCAAAUAAAUGCAAUAUGAAUUCCGACUAACUCAUUAAAUAUUGAAUUACUGUGUUUCAGUUACAAUAUGUAUGAAUAAUGACCAUGUUUGUAGACAAUCGGUAGAGGAAAUUAAAACUUAAUUUAUCAUUGGUU
This is a messenger RNA of Mercenaria mercenaria, 2078 nucleotides long. Its product is annotated as WSCD family member CG9164-like. Lineage: Eukaryota; Metazoa; Mollusca; Bivalvia; Venerida; Veneridae. The coding region runs from base 536 to 1696 and encodes 386 amino acids. The transcript is spliced from 3 exons. The record is from RefSeq and is a predicted model, not a curated record.